Spodoptera litura is the source of this 553-nucleotide messenger RNA. RefSeq lists its product as hypothetical. NCBI's taxonomy places the organism in Eukaryota, Metazoa, Arthropoda, Insecta, Lepidoptera, Noctuidae. The record is from RefSeq and is a predicted model, not a curated record.
GCAGGCGCCGGUGCAGGACUAGUGCUUGUCCAACCAACACAUUGAUAACAUGAAGGCUGCUCUGUGCGUCGUCCUCCUGGUCGCGGCCCUUGCGUCGGCUGUCGAGGAGAAGAAGAACGAGAAGCGAGGCUUGCUAGGCCUCGGAUACGGACUAGGAGGCGGCUUCGGGCACGGGUACUACGGGCACGGACUCGGAUUGUACUCGCACAGCGCGCCCAUCGUCAGCCACAGCGCGCCCAUCAUCAGUCACGGGUACGGGUUCGGAGGCUUCGGAGGCUACGGAGGCUACGGUGGAUUAGGCCACGGCUACGGACUGGGGCUGGGUCACGGCGUGAUAGCCUCCGCGCCCGUCGUCUCGCACGGGUACUCUGCCCCCCUGCUCGCCGGCCACUACGGGGCGCCACUGCUCGGGCUCGGCCACGGCCACGGCUGGCAUUGAGCCCUAGCCUAACAUAAGUCUCUGUGAAUGUACCUUUAGUGCCAAAUUACUAAGUCUGCCUGGUGGUUGAAUUGACACAAAAUUAUUUCUUACCAAUAAAUGUUUCUCGUGUGA